GAAAAAGUCCUCAAAGUACAACAUCAACCAAUAUUCAGAGUACUACUCCCAAGUCCUAUCAAACAAUGGCUGCUUUUCAAUGUAGUUUGGUUCUAUCUGUGUUCAUGGUGCUUUCACUUUCCAGCAUCCAGAUGAGCUUGGCAGCUCGCAACCUUCUCCAAACAGUGCCUGCAAUUCCAUCACUGCCAAAGGUCACAUUGCCUCCAUUGCCCACAAUGCCCACAUUGCCAACAAUGCCGACAAUCCCAACCUUGCCAACAAUGCCCACAUUGCCACCACUGCCAAGCACCCAAAUUCCAUCAUCUUUGCCAAACCCAACAUUGCCAACCAUGCCCACUGUUCCUCCACUGACUCUGCCGCCCCUGCCUGCAACUUCACUGCCCACCAUCCCAACUACAAUUCCUUCAAUUCCAACCAUCCCAACAACAAUGCCUACUGUUCCUGUCUUCUCACCUCCUCCAUCAAACUAGAUCCCCCCAAAGUACUACCAUUUUAUUCAUCUUUCUACUACGUGUGGUAUAGUAUAGAAUAAAGGUGCUAUUAUGUUAUUUGGCAGUUUGAGAGGGUCUUCCUCAUGUGUGUGUGUUGUCUUUAUUUUUGGGGAUUUGUGAUAGUCAUUUUGUAUCAUUUUGCUAUGAGCAUUCUGUAUUGUUGUUUGUCAUGAAAUUCGGUGAGUUCUUUUGCCUUGUUUUAUUGAAGUUAUCUCUUUAGUGU
Camellia sinensis is the source of this 714-nucleotide messenger RNA. NCBI's taxonomy places the organism in Eukaryota, Viridiplantae, Streptophyta, Magnoliopsida, Ericales, Theaceae. The record is from RefSeq and is a predicted model, not a curated record.